Molecule: messenger RNA, 940 nt
Organism: Engraulis encrasicolus (European anchovy)
Lineage: Eukaryota; Metazoa; Chordata; Actinopteri; Clupeiformes; Engraulidae
Product: U3 small nucleolar RNA-associated protein 15 homolog
Exons: 7
Coding region: 227-940 (237 amino acids)
Biological process (GO): positive regulation of transcription by RNA polymerase I; rRNA processing
Cellular component (GO): nucleolus
Molecular function (GO): protein binding
Source: RefSeq, a predicted model, not a curated record
GCAACGUGAUACUCUGAAUUUCACAAUUACACACAAUAUCUUCAAGAAGUUGGCUUUUUUGUGAAAUGUACGUCGGAUACUUACCCGUCAAGGAGUGUUGCACCGUUCUGAGUCUUGGAAGGCACAAAAAACUCAACAAUUAAUAACAAACAGUGUGUGCCUCCGAAGCACGCUGAAGUUUUGGACAGCAUCCUUUUGCCAGUCCUAGACCAACUUGCACAAGGCAAUGGCAUCGUUUAAACCCACGAAAAUCCCUGUGGUCCAGCAGCUUGGGGAAAAAGUAACAGAGGACACUCGUUACUGGAAGAGUUUCAAAACCACAGUGCAGGUGAAGGAGUUUGGUGCCAUCACCAAGAUCGACUUCUCUCCUCUGCCACCCCACAACUAUGCUGUCACUGCCUCAACCAGAGUGCAGGUCUACGGGCCGCACUCACAGGAGCCGCAGCGGAGUUUCACACGCUUCAAGAGCACGGCGUACGGUGGCACUUUCCGUGGUGACGGUCAGCUGCUCGUGACAGGAAGUGAAGAGGGACUCAUCCGACUCUUCGAUGUCAACGGACGAGUGUCCCUCCGUCAGUACAAUGGACACAACAAGGCGGUGAGGGUGACAUCAUUUUUGUCAGACGGUUUCCACAUCGUGUCUGGCUCUGAUGACCUCACAUGUCGCGUGUGGGACGUGUCCACAGCUCAGGAGCUUUUCCGCUUCAGUGACCACACAGACUACAUCCGCGCCCUCGCCCCCAGCACACGCAACCCCGACCUCUUCAUCACAGGCUCGUAUGACCACACGGUGCGUGUGUAUGACGUCCGCCAGGAGAAGUGUGUGAUGAGUAUGGACCAUGGGCAGCCCGUGGAGAGUGUGCUGGUCUACCCCUCAGAUGGCCUCAUCGUCUCCACAGCAGUGGCGUUACCUGCGGUUGCACCACCUGACUGCUACUAA